UUCUUAAAAGGUGAAGGACGGACUGCAUUUCAAAGUCAAGGCGAAGGAUAUGGAGGCAAAACGUGAGCAGGAAGGCAAGAUUGAGGUCGAACUUGAACUGAAGAUCAAAUCGGCAGAGAAGGAGAAGUCCAAGCAUAAGGAGGAACAUAAAGAAAAAGAUAAGGAUAAAUCAAAGGAGAAGGAAAAGAAGACAGAAGAUGAUCUAGGGGGAAAACUCAAGGAUAGUGAAGUUGGGGAGACGAAGAAAAUGGAGAAGGAGAAGAUGCACAAUUAUGAAGAACAUGAUGAAAUGAAAGAUAAAAAGAGAAAACAGAUAAGGAAACGGACGGUAGAACAAGAUGAAGAGAAAGAAAGAGAGAAAAAAGACAAGGAUGAGAAGGAGAAGAAAAAGAAAAGAAGCACAAGAAAAAGGAGGUCGAGGGAGAAGGAGAUGAAGUGA
Molecule: messenger RNA, 439 nt
Organism: Hibiscus syriacus
Lineage: Eukaryota; Viridiplantae; Streptophyta; Magnoliopsida; Malvales; Malvaceae
Exons: 2
Coding region: 50-439 (129 amino acids)
Source: RefSeq, a predicted model, not a curated record